Molecule: messenger RNA, 1131 nt
Organism: Botrytis byssoidea
Lineage: Eukaryota; Fungi; Ascomycota; Leotiomycetes; Helotiales; Sclerotiniaceae
Exons: 3
Coding region: 1-1131 (376 amino acids)
Biological process (GO): negative regulation of transcription by RNA polymerase II; anatomical structure morphogenesis; cell differentiation
Molecular function (GO): RNA polymerase II cis-regulatory region sequence-specific DNA binding; DNA-binding transcription factor activity, RNA polymerase II-specific
Source: RefSeq, a predicted model, not a curated record
AUGUCUCUCUCCUCUCUCCGAUUAGGAAAAUGGGUACCACAUCACGGUACUGUUCUCGAAACGCCGCUCGCAAAUGUGCCUUAUCCCGCACUCGAUACUACUCCUGUGGAAGCUUAUAUGAUUCCUGGGUUGACGAAGGAGAUCUAUAAUGCAAUGCGCAACUUUAUCAAUGAAUUAGAUUUGUAUAACGCUCUCGACAUUAACCCAUGGUGUGAGCUGCGAGAUUACGAAUACAUGAGUAUCGGCACACCCGAACGUCAAAUUCUACUUCAUUUCUAUCAGCAACACACUGAUCGCAAGGGUGUUUUCGUCAGAGACGCCUAUAUCAACAGAAUGUUCCUUGCUCCAUUAGAUGAGUUUGAGCAUAAACAAAUGUUGGCUGUUGCAGGUUUCGCAAAUUUAUGUCUAGAACCUCUUCAGAUUGAGCAACGAAGAAUGAUGAAUGGCUCAUGGGAUGAAAAUAGCUCUAUUCUUCCACAAAAUACUGGGGCUACUCGUUGUUCUACUCCAGAAAAAAAUCAUCUUGCCUCAUCGUCCAUGCCCACUGGUCUCAAGCCAAAGAUCCCACGUCCAGCUAAUGAGUGGAUUCUUUAUCGUGCGGACAAUCAUUUACCCAUCAAGAAAGCCUAUCCAGGUAUCACCAACAACGAGAUUUCUUCAAUUAUUGCUGGAAUGUGGGCUGCAGAAACUCCGGAGCGGCGUCUGAAGUACAAGAUCCGUGCCGAUUUAUUGAAAGAAGCUCACAAGAAGGCUUACCCAACUUAUAAAUACGCCCCCAGAAAGCCAAGUGAGAAGAAGCGUCGUGUAUCAAAGAAGACUCUCAAUAAAUCAACCGCUAACCAGCUAUCUCACAAUAUCAAUUCCAGCACCAGCACCACCGUAUCCUCCAUCAACUAUCCACUCUUAAAUCACGACUCUGCUAAUGAUACUAGUAUGGGUACAAUGGGCACGUUUGGGCUCAAUAUUCACAUGGAUCACUCCAGCGUGCUAGAGCAGCAGCUUCAGCCUGAGCACUGCAGACUUUCAUAUGGUGACGAACCAAUGGGUAUGAACUUCGCACCAACAGAAGCUUGGCAAGCGAUCCAGCAACAGGAUCUCUUCACCUUCUUUUCCCCCCAACAACAAUACUAA